Pyrus x bretschneideri (Chinese white pear) is the source of this 2334-nucleotide messenger RNA. RefSeq names its product myosin-10-like. The record is from RefSeq and is a predicted model, not a curated record. Lineage: Eukaryota; Viridiplantae; Streptophyta; Magnoliopsida; Rosales; Rosaceae. Bases 1 to 2334 code for a protein of 777 amino acids. The transcript is spliced from 12 exons.
AUGCUGUCGUGGUCAGAAGAUAUAGGAUCCGCGUACUCCUAUUUGUUUGAAGUUGUUUAUCCAAGGGCAAAGCUGGUUGUUAGUGAGUUUGAUGAUCGGUCGCCUUCCCAGUCACCAGGAUGCAGUUCAGAGCUUUUGCACAAGAGCAGUGUUGAAGAAUUAACAGAUAAGCACUCGAGAGCCUUAGAACUUCAUUCUGCUUUCGAAGCCCCCAUUGCGGAAGUUGAGACGAAGUUACAAGAAGCCAUUGAAACAUUCAGUCAGAGAGAUUUGGAAGCUAAUGGAUUUUCUACAAUUGUUGAACAACUUCAGGCUGCAAAAAGGACUAUUGAAGAUUUAAUGCAGCAGCAUUCUUCUCAAGGGCAGAAACUACAAUCCCAGAUAUCUUCGCUUACCGAUGAGAACAACCUGCUUAAUGAAGUGCAUCAGAAUACUAAGAAGGAACUCCAGCUAGCGAUAUCUAACCUUGAAGAACAGCUCAAGGAACAAAAGACUUUACCCACUAAUGAUUCAAAGCCUUUGCGCAAGAGCAGUGUUGAAGAAUUAACAGAUAAGCACUCGAGAGCCUUAGAACUUCAUUCUGCUUUCAAAGCCCGCAUUGUGGAAGCUGAGACGAAGUUGCAAGAAGCCAUUGAAACAUUCAGUCAGAGAGAUUUGGAAGCUAAUGGCAUUUCUAUAAUUGUGCGCGAGGUCCUGCUCCAGCGAGAGAUAUCUGAACUUAAAGAACAGCUCAAUGAACAAAGAGCACGAGAAGCUGCUUUAAUAUCUGAGGUUCAAAUUCUCAAGGAUGAGGUUGCUGAGAAACCUUUAUUGCAGAAUUCUCUCAAGGAACUGCAAACCAAGUCAGCUCGCUUUGAAGAAGAGAGAAGAAAACUAGCUGAGGCAAAUAUAAAGUUUAAAGAAGAUGUGUCUACAUGCAAGUACAAACAAUGUGACCUUGAAGCAAAAUAUUCCACUGCCGUUGCUGAGAAGCACAAAUCAGUUGAACAACUUCAGGCUGCAAAAAGGACUAUUGAAGAUUUAACGCAGCAGCAUUCUUCUCAAGGGCAGAAACUACAAUCUCAGAUAUCUUCGCUUAUGGAUGAGAACCGUCUGCUUAAUGAAGUGCAUCAAAAUACUAAGCAGGAACUCCAGCAAGUGAUAUCCAACCUUGAAGAAAAGCUCAAGGAACAAAAAGCAGGAGAAGCUGCUUUAAAAUCUGAGGUUAAAUAUCUCAAGGCUGAGGCUGCUGAGAAACCUUUAUUGCAGAAUUCUCUCAAGGAACUGCAAACCAAGUUAGCUCAUUGUGAAGAAGAGAGCAGAAAACUAGUUGAGGCAAAUAAAAAGCUUAAAGAAGAUGUGUCUACGUACGAGUCCAAACAAAGUGACCUUGAAGCAAAAUAUUCCACUGCCAUUGCUAAGAAUGACAAAUCAGUUGAACAACUUCAGGCUGCAAAAAAGACUAUUGAAGAUUUAACGCAACAACAUUCUUCUGAAGGGCAGAAACUACAAUCUCAGAUAUCUUCGCUUAUGGAUGAGAACCGCCUGCUUAAUGAAGUGCAUCAAAAUACUAAGAAGGAACUUCAGCAAGUUAAAAAUCUCAAGGCUGAGGCUGCUGAGAAACCUUUAUUGCAGAAUUCUCUCAAGGAACUGCAAACCAAGUUAGCUCGCUGUGAAGAAGAUAGCAGAAAACUAGCUAAGGCAAAUAAAAAGCUUAAAGAAGAUGUGUCUACAUACAAGUCCAAACAACGUGACCUUGAAGCAAAAUAUUCCAGUGCUAUUGCUGAGAAGGAUGAAUCAGUUGAAAAACUUCAGGCUGCAAAAAGGACUAUUGAAGAUUUAAUGCAGCAGCAUUCUUCUCAAAGGCAGAAACUACAAUCUCAGAUAUCUUCGCUUACCGAUGAGAACAACCUGCUUAAUGAAGUGCAUCAAAAUACUAAGAAGGAACUCCAGCUAGCGAUAUCUAACCUUGAAGAACAACUCAAGGAACAAAAAACAGGAGAAGCUGCUUUAAAAUCUGAGGUUGAAAAUCUCAAGGCUGAGGCUGCUGGGAAGCCUUUAUUGCAGAAUUCUCUCAAGGAACUGCAAACCAAGUCAGCUCACUUUGAAGAAGAGAGCAGAAAGCUAGCUGAUGCAAAUAUAAAGCUUAAAGAAGAUGUGUCUACAUACGAGUCCAAGCAAAGUGACCUUGAAGCAAAAUAUUCCACUGCUGUUGCUGAGAAUGAUGAAUCAGUUGAACAACUUCAGGCUGCAAAAAGGACAAUUGAAGAUUUAAAGGAGCAGCAUUCUUCUCAAGGGCAGAAACUACAAUCUCAGCUACAUCUAUUUGCCACAGAUAUCUUCGCUUACGGAUGA